Molecule: messenger RNA, 1414 nt
Organism: Anopheles arabiensis
Lineage: Eukaryota; Metazoa; Arthropoda; Insecta; Diptera; Culicidae
Gene: Fen1
Product: flap endonuclease 1
Exons: 2
Coding region: 120-1271 (383 amino acids)
Cellular component (GO): nucleus
Molecular function (GO): 5'-flap endonuclease activity; magnesium ion binding; manganese ion binding
Source: RefSeq, a predicted model, not a curated record
UUGUUUGUGUACGGCGUGUUUCGGCGCGCGCGAAACUUCACGUACGUUCCCGUACGCUCCAUCGUUAUUGUUUCUGUGUUUUUUUCUGUGCAGCUUUUGGAACAAACGCGAACGGCACCAUGGGAAUUAAGGGACUUUCACAGCUGAUCGCCGAUAUCGCCCCGUUUGCGGUGAAGGAAGGCGAAAUUAAACAAUUCUUCGGAAGAAAAGUCGCAAUCGAUGCAUCGAUGUGUCUGUACCAGUUCCUGAUUGCCGUGCGGGCUGAGGGUGCCCAGCUGACGUCGGUGGACGGCGAGACGACGUCCCACCUGAUGGGCACGUUCUACCGCACCAUCCGGCUGCUCGAGAACGGCAUCAAGCCGGUGUACGUGUUCGACGGCAAGCCGCCGGACCUUAAGUCGGGCGAGCUGAACAAGCGGGCCGAGCGGCGCGAGGAGGCCCAGAAAGCGCUGGACAAAGCGACCGAAGCAGGUGCGACGGAGGAUAUCGAGAAGUUCAACCGUCGGCUCGUGAAGGUGACGAAACACCACGCCAACGAAGCGAAGGAGCUGCUGCGGCUGAUGGGCGUCCCGUACGUGGAAGCGCCGUGCGAAGCGGAAGCCCAAUGCGCCGCCCUGGUGCGCGCGGGCAAGGUGUACGCGACGGCCACCGAGGACAUGGAUGCGCUCACGUUCGGUUCGAACAUCCUGCUGCGGCAUCUUACCUUCAGCGAGGCGCGCAAGAUGCCGGUGCAGGAGUUUGCGUACGAAAAGGUGCUGAAGGGGUUCGAGCUGACGCAGGACGAGUUCAUCGAUCUGUGCAUACUGCUCGGGUGCGACUACUGCGACACGAUCCGGGGCAUCGGGCCGAAGAAAGCGAUCGAGCUGAUCAACAAGCACCGCACGAUCGAGAAGAUACUGGAGCAUCUGGACCGGCAGAAGUACAUCGUGCCGGAGGGCUGGAACUAUGAGCAGGCGCGCAAGCUGUUCAAGGAGCCGGAGGUGCAGGACGCGGACACGAUCGAGCUCAAGUGGAGCGAACCGGACGAGGAGGGGCUGGUGAAGUUCCUGUGCGGCGACCGGCAGUUCAACGAGGAUCGCAUACGCUCGGGCGCGAAGAAAAUACUGAAAACGAAAAACACCGCCACCCAGGGCAGGUUGGAUUCCUUCUUCAAGGUCCUGCCGUCGACCGGCACGCCCAAGCGAAAGGUGGACGAAAAGAAGCCGCUGGCCGGGUCGUCGGCAAAGAAGGCCAAAACUAGCGGCGCGACGAGGGGCAGAAAGCCAAAGUAAAUGUCUGAUCCUACUUACCGACGGUUUUUUGGGGCUGAUUGCUAUUAUUUGUACUACGUAAGACACCUUCUUUCUAAAUCCUCAACUGCGCGAAUUGUUCGAUUAAUCUUAAAAAUAAACAUUAUACUUCUAUAUAAAUACAA